Betta splendens (Siamese fighting fish) is the source of this 1244-nucleotide messenger RNA. Its product is annotated as transcription factor HES-5-like. Gene Ontology annotation, cellular component: nucleus. Gene Ontology annotation, molecular function: DNA-binding transcription factor activity, RNA polymerase II-specific; RNA polymerase II cis-regulatory region sequence-specific DNA binding; protein dimerization activity. Gene Ontology annotation, biological process: regulation of neurogenesis; anterior/posterior pattern specification; regulation of transcription by RNA polymerase II. The coding region runs from base 16 to 588 and encodes 190 amino acids. Lineage: Eukaryota; Metazoa; Chordata; Actinopteri; Anabantiformes; Osphronemidae. The transcript is spliced from 2 exons. The record is from RefSeq and is a predicted model, not a curated record.
GACCCACACAUUCAUAUGGAGAUUGGGGUGUAUAAAUACUGGGCCGGGCAGCGGCGGAGGCAGCUCAGACUCCACUGGCUCUUCGUACUGGGAAGAAGCACUGACUUCACGGUGAUGGCACCCGCUGUUAUUGGACAGGCCAGCUACUCUACGGAACACCUGACUCCUGCUCACAAGCUCAGAAAGCCCAUGGUGGAGAAGCUGCGCAGGGACCGCAUCAACGCCAGCAUCGAGCAGCUCAAGUCCCUCCUGGGCCCCGAGUUCCUCCGGCAGCAGCCCGACUCCAAGCAGGAGAAGGCCGACAUCCUGGAGAUGGCCGUGUGCUACCUGCGGAGCUGGCAGCAGCGGCGGCGGCGGCGGCAGCAGCCCGCCGGCCCGCCGGCGGCCGCCGACGGCUACGCGCGCUGCGUGCGCGAGGCCGUGGGCUUCCUGUCGCACGGCCGCGCCCGGACCCAGGCCCACGAGCGGCUGCUCGGCCACUUCCAGGGCCCGCGGGCGCCCGGCGGCGCCGGCCCGGCGGCCCCCGGGUCGCCCCCGCGCCGCGACAAGGCCGCGGCGCAGACGGGCGCUCUGUGGAGGCCGUGGUAGAUGGAGGCGACACCCACGUGCGUGAAGGUCACGGACACAAAGCUACAGAUGCUGAAGUCUGUCCACGUUGGCGCCGACAGGAGAGUUAAUAUUAAUCCUAGUUUCCUUUGGAAGGACUGAAAUGAUUCAGGUUUUACUGAAUACUUACACUGUGUGUGUUUACAUUAUCCUCUGUGUAAUUUAGAGGGUCUACUCUUGGUUCUGUUUAUUUUUCCAAUUGGAAAAGAAGAUUUUGUUUGUUUAUAAGACUCACAUUGGGUUAAACUGUAUUAGUGUUUGAGACACUGUUCUAUUGAUGCGUUAAACCACUGCUUAUUGAUACCGAGUAUCACUUAUUGAUCAGUUUCAUCGUCCUGGUGAUAAUGACUCAACUACAUCCCAUGAAUGGAUCCUGUGGAUCUACAUCUACUGUAAAUCAUGUUCUGAUUGUACUUUACUGUGACUUUUCGUGACCUUUGGCUUUUGUCUGAAGGGUUGUUGCUGAACUGUACCUGUUGUGAUGUUCACAGCUGACGUUCGCCUUUCAUAAAGGCUUGUCGUGCUCAUGUCGGUCUUUACUACAAGACUCUGUUCAACUGCUUCCUUGAGGAGUUUGCCUUAAAUAUAAAAACAACAAAAAUAAAUGGAAAACUUCACAUGAAGUUUAGCAAACAUAA